This is a messenger RNA of Trifolium pratense (red clover), 1599 nucleotides long. RefSeq lists its product as uncharacterized. The record is from RefSeq and is a predicted model, not a curated record. The coding region runs from base 477 to 1094 and encodes 205 amino acids. The transcript has a single exon. NCBI's taxonomy places the organism in Eukaryota, Viridiplantae, Streptophyta, Magnoliopsida, Fabales, Fabaceae.
ACCCAAAAUUAACAAGACGGACGUAACAUGUUAAUAAACGUCCACCGUUAUUCUAUGGUCCCACGUUACUGUCUCGGUCCUGUCACCCAACACCAUCUGUCUCUUCUUUCUCUCUUUCUUCUUUCACUAUAUAUCUCUUCCUCCACCCAAAUCCUAUUCCCCAAUUCACCCCCCUUUCGUUAUAUCUUCAUUUCCACUUUUUUCUAUUAACACCCCCUUCUUCUCUUCCUUGUCUUCUCAGAGGAAGGAGAAGAAACUAAACAAGGUGUAGCAGCAAUAUUAUCAUUAUUAUUAUCCAUUAGAGAAAAACAAAACAAAACAAAAAAACAAACAUAGAUUAAUUAAAUUAAAUUAAUAACUCUAAUCACUAUUUCACAAAACCAACCAAAACGACCACGUUUUAGAUCAAAUCAAAUUCAUUCUUCAGAUCUAAACCUUUUUCAAUACAAUUCUUCAUUUCCUCUCUUCGAUUCACCAUGGGGACAGAACUUUUGCUACCACAAGAUUGCUUGAUCGAACGGUUCAAAACUCCUCCGGCGAGUUUCUCCCGGCGAAGGUAUCCCGGUAAUUACUAUAACAAUUAUAACAAUAAUUAUUACGGUUGUAAUUACGGUAAUAAUUAUAAUUAUAAUUAUAAUUUGUACGGUAAUGUUAACUCCGGGAGGAUUAACCGGAAACCGGUUAUUAGACCGGAGCAAAGAAAACGUGUUACGGUGGCGGAACGAAAACCUAACACAAGAACUAGUUUCAGAUCUAGCUCAAGUUACGAUGAUAUGAAGGUGACGGUGACGAGAGGCGGUGAAAGAUUGGUUGAGAAGGUAAUGAUUCUUCGGAGAGGUGAAUCGCUUGAUUCGAUAGUGAAGAGCGAGGGAUUGAAGAAUGAAGGUAACGGUAAUGAUGAAAUGGUUGAUUCUAAACAGAUCCGGAUCGUUGAUUUGAAGAACGGUUGCGAUGUUUACGCUGGAUCGGCUUUUGCGAUGUCUCCGUCGCCGAGCGCGCUUCCUAUUCCGUCUUUUCAGAGGAAGUUUGCGCCGCCGGUGGUUGUUGAUGACUCCGCUACGCGAGAUCUCAGGCGUUUGCUUCGUAUUGCUUGAAUUUGAAUUCAAGUCGGGUCAAUUUCUCGGGUUUUCGGAUCUAUCCACGUGGACCUUACCGUCUUUCUCUUCCUUUUUUGUCCCUCAAAUCUUCUUAUUAUUACCCGUGACAUCUCUCUCUCCCGUUUUUUGAAUUUAACCUGACCGUGAUUUUUUUAAACAGAAGGGUUGAAUUGAAAAAACGGAAGAAAAUUUGGGGCGAAAAUGUUAAUAAAAGAAGUCUGGAGUAGUGUUAUUGUGAACUUUUGUAAAAGAUCUUGUUUAUUAAUAGGUUGUAAUAUGAAAAAGUUAGAUUAAAAAAAUGAAAAAGAAGAAAAGGAUGGGAGGAAGAUGGGGGUUGAUCUGUAAAUUCGGGAAAUGUAUAUGUGCGUUUUGAAGUGAAAAAAUGGUUUCUGCUCUCGUGAGAAAUUGCGAGUAUCUUUGUUAGGUUUGUUGUACCCUUUUGUUUUUGUACUGUAAAGUUAUAAAAAUUAAAUAGGGAGAUUUGGGAAGAUUUCAGAUUUUA